Lachancea sp. 'fantastica' is the source of this 1176-nucleotide messenger RNA. Lineage: Eukaryota; Fungi; Ascomycota; Saccharomycetes; Saccharomycetales; Saccharomycetaceae. The record is from the annotation of a GenBank genome assembly.
AUGACCGUUUCAGCUGCAAUGAGUGACCUCCCAGAACCUUACAUAUCUGCUGUAAAUGAUUUCCGUUCAGACACUUUCACAACUCCUACGCCAGAGAUGAUGCAGGCAGGUAUGCAAGCAUCGAUCGGUGACGCCGUGUACAAUGAGGACGUGGACACAAUUGCCCUGGAACGUCGGGUGGCUCAAAUGGCCGGAAAAGAAGCAGGUUUGUUCUGCGUUUCCGGAACGCUUUCAAACCAGAUCGCGUUGCGUUGCCAUCUCAUGCAGCCUCCAUACUCGAUUUUGUGCGACUACAGAGCCCAUGUCUACACACACGAGGCGGCCGGGCUUGCCAUCUUGUCGCAGGCCAUGGUGGUGCCAGUGAUUCCCUCCAACGGCAACUACAUGACGCUUGAAGAUAUCAAGCGUCAUUACGUGCCAGACGACGGAGACAUCCACGGCGCUCCUACCAAAGUGUUGUCGUUGGAGAACACUUUGCACGGAAUCGUGUAUCCGCUCGAAGAGCUGGUUCGUAUCAAGGCAUGGGCCAUGGAAAACGACAUCAAGCUGCACUGUGAUGGAGCCCGGAUCUGGAACGCUGUGGCAGAGACUAACGUGCCCUUGAAGCAGUUUGGAGAAAUCUUUGACUCCAUCUCCAUUUGUCUGUCCAAGUCGCUCGGGGCCCCCAUGGGUUCCGUUUUGGUGGGAGAUUUCAAGUUCAUCAAAAAAUGUAACCAUUUCAGAAAACAGCAGGGUGGUGGUAUCAGACAGUCCGGAAUGAUGUGCCGGAUGGCCAUGGUGGCCGUGGAGGGCAACUGGAAGGAAAAACUACAGCGUUCGCACCGUAUGGCGCACGAUUUGGCCGCUUUCUGUCGCACCCACAACAUUCCCUUGGAAUCUCCAGCUGACACUAAUUUCGUUUUCUUGAACUUGCAAAAGGCGAAAAUGAACCCUGACAUCUUGGUGAAAAAGGGUUUGAAAUACCAUGUUAAGCUCAUGGGCGGCAGAGUGUCGAUGCAUUACCAGAUCUCCAGCGACUCUUUGGAAAAAGUCAAAUUGGCGGUCCUAGAGGCGUUCCAGCACGCUCAAAAGCAUCCUUUCGACUCGGACGGGCCUACCAAAAUCUACCGUAGCGAAUCCACCGAGGUCGACAUCGACGGAAACGCUAUCGGCGAGAUCCAGACCUACAAGUACUAA